Chenopodium quinoa (quinoa) is the source of this 2340-nucleotide messenger RNA. RefSeq names its product armadillo repeat-containing protein 6-like. The record is from RefSeq and is a predicted model, not a curated record. The transcript is spliced from 8 exons. NCBI's taxonomy places the organism in Eukaryota, Viridiplantae, Streptophyta, Magnoliopsida, Caryophyllales, Amaranthaceae. The coding region runs from base 413 to 1819 and encodes 468 amino acids. Gene Ontology annotation, molecular function: protein binding.
UAACAAAAUAGCUUAAAUUUUAUUAAUUUAGUUUUUCUCGUAUUACGCCUUAUAGUUUUUUUUUUUAUUAUUAUUUUUUAAUGUGGCCUAGGUCUGGCACUUACGGUAUGCAAUGUCGUGUCACGGUUUUUUUUAGGUACCGGGCUGUACCGACGUACCGUGCCACUGCCCGACCGUAUGCUGUCGGGCCUAGGAUUAUUGGGCUGGAAUGAUAUCCGCUCCUCUGGGUCGGAGUCUAAGAGGGAUCAGCGAUUGGAAUAUUGGAUGACUGAUGUUAGAAAUUUGAAAUUAUGAGAAAACACCACUAAAAAUAGUAAAUAGAAAAUCAGACACCAUUUUUCACCAAAGCUCUGAUUUCCCCACUCAUCAACCCUACGCCAUUGUUGCAGCUUCAAGGUAGGAGAGAGAAAGUAUGGGAGGUCCAGCGACGAAGAGGACGAUAUCACAAGAAGCAUUCGAUGAAAUUGUGAAAGAAAACAUUGAAGAUUAUGAAAUGGAACCUGCUGAAGCUGUUCAAGACGCCAUUGAUUCUCUCACUCUUCAAGGCGUCGAUCUUUCUGGUAUAAUUACCUGUAUACCGGGGGAAAGCUCGGUGGAAGAUAAUCCAGUGAUGAAAUCAAUUGAUGAUUUGAUGAAAUUUCUUGAUGAAUUUGAGGAGAGAGAAUUGCAGAAUUUGACGCCAUUGUUGCGUAACCUUGCCAAUCUUUGUGAUCCUAAUGAUAGCAAGGAUAAAGAUUCGAAUGCGAAUGCGGCGAUUGCUGCUAGAAAUGGAGGAGUGGAAUUGGUGACAUCGAUUUGUGAGAAGGUUUCUGGUAGUGGAAAUGAGGAGGUUGUUGUUGCAGCUCUCUUGGCACUCACUUCUUUGCUUCGUGAUGUUCAGACUGCUCAAACCUUUCACAAGUGUGGUGGCCCGGAUAUAGUCAUAGGCAUUUUGAAUCAAGAUGCUCAAAGUUCUGAGAUAUUGAAUGCUUGUUUUUCUGUCAUUGCUGCCUCGGCAACUGAGAAUGAAAUUCUCAAGGAAGCAUUUGUUAACUUGAAGAUUGAUCAAGUCAUGGUCAACACAUUGAAGGGGGAUAAUAAAGGCAGUUUUCCUAGUAUGUAUGAUUCCAUACGGGUUUUACUGACUCCUGAUGACUUUCGUGUUGCUGCUUCUCAAGUUUAUAGAUAUGCUCGUCAGUUUGCAAAAGCUGGAAUUGCUGAAGCUCUUGUGGAUGCACUCCAGGAGGGCCUCACUUCACCCACUCUAGUUUCUGCAAGUGUUGCUUUGAAGGCUGUUGCUGUAAAUGAUGAAAUUUGCAGAAGUAUAGCCGAUAGGGGUGGUAUUGAUGCUGUUCUCCGAUGUAUUGAUGAUAGUGGUGAACAAUUGAACAAGUCUGUAGCCCGAUCCUGCUGCAUUUUACUGACUAAGUUGGCUGGAAGCGACUACAAUAAGAGUGCAAUAGUGGAGAAAAGAGGUUUGGAUAGAUUGAUCAGCCUCUGUGGCAGAUUUGCAGAUGAGCCAACUGUAAUACAAGAGGUUAUGUAUAUAAUUAGUGUGCUUUCCCUUAGAUCUCCUGAUCAUGCAUCUCGUGCUAUAGAAGCUGGAGCAGGAGAUCUGGCUAUCCAAGCAAUGCAAAGGUUUCCUUAUGCGCAGCAAUUGCAGAGAUAUGCAUGUAUAAUGAUACGGAAUCUUGUGGUCAGAAACCCAGAAAAUAGAAAAAUUUUGCUUGACAAUGGCAUUGAGAAGAUCAUCAGAAAGGGCAAGGAAAACCAUCAGAGUUGUAACGCUGCUGCAACAGAUGCUCUACGAGACUUGGGGCUUGAUAAUUACAACUUGUAACUCCUACUGAUGCUGCGGCACAAGAAUGUUUUCCUCUGGAAUAUAAAGAGAAGGCUCAUGCAUCCAUAAGAAGUAAUUUUCUGCACUCGACUUUAAUCAGACUUGCUGUUAUUGUCAACGUGUCUUUGUGUGAUAGGAUGAAUCUGGCAAGAGAUAGUAUGAAUGAUCAUGUGGAACCUGAAAGCCUGAAGUGGUCUUAUAUUGUUAGCAGUUACUAGCUUCCAUACCUAGCAAUAGCAUGCUUAUGAAUAGAGAAUCAGCUGUCCAACGUUUAGUCUAUAGUCUCUAUACGCUAGUUUUUCUUUUUGGUUCUUUUACACUUCUGCGAAUGGAUCGCAUGUCUUAUCCCUUUAGAGCCAUAUAUUGGAAUCGACCUAUUUGAGAGGAUUACAAAUUUACAAUGCACCUUCUGUAUAGAUUACUUAAGCACCUCUUUGGUUCAGAAACUUUCUAGGUGCUCUUAAACAGAAAAAAUGUCAUGUUCUGGUUGCUUCAUUUUAAAGUUUUUUUAUUUUUUAAAA